This is a messenger RNA of Tyto alba (common barn owl), 7018 nucleotides long. RefSeq names its product potassium voltage-gated channel modifier subfamily G member 1 (gene KCNG1). Lineage: Eukaryota; Metazoa; Chordata; Aves; Strigiformes; Tytonidae. The transcript is spliced from 2 exons. Bases 1 to 1530 code for a protein of 509 amino acids. Gene Ontology annotation, biological process: regulation of delayed rectifier potassium channel activity; potassium ion transmembrane transport; protein homooligomerization. The record is from RefSeq and is a predicted model, not a curated record. Gene Ontology annotation, cellular component: membrane; voltage-gated potassium channel complex. Gene Ontology annotation, molecular function: delayed rectifier potassium channel activity.
AUGACUCUUCUACCUGGAGAAAAUUCCGACUAUGACUAUAGUGCCCUGAGCUGUGCUUCAGAUACUUCCUUCAACCACACAUUCUUUCCAGAAACAGAAACCCUUAAGGGAGUCUUUUACCAAAGAGCCAAGGUAAUUCACCCUCAAGAGGAUCUCCUAAAAGGCUUUCACCCUGAUGAUCGGAAGCAUCAUAUUAUUAUAAACGUAGGGGGCAUUAAGUAUUUGCUCCCAUGGACCACGCUUGAUGAAUUCCCAUUGACACGUUUGGGACAACUAAAAUUCUGUAAUAAUUUUGACGACAUUCUAAACAUCUGUGAUGAUUAUGAUGUGACAUGUAAUGAAUUCUUUUUCGACCGCAACCCAGGGGCAUUCAGGACAAUCCUGACCUUUUUGCGGGUUGGAAAACUUCGGCUCUUGCGUGAGAUGUGUGCACUGUCUUUCCAAGAGGAGCUGCUUUACUGGGGAAUUGAGGAAGACAACUUGGACUGGUGUUGUAAAAGGAGAUAUCUGCAAAAAAUGGAGGAGUUUACGGAAAUAAAUGAACGGGAGGAUGACCUCGUAGAAAAUGAAACAACAGGUGAAACAGUAGAGGAGACAAAAAUUGGCUUGUGCAUGAGAAAGUUGCAAGACAUGGUGGAAAGGCCCCAGUCCGGCCUCCCUGGAAAGGUGUUUGCUUGUUUGUCUGUUUUAUUUGUAACUAUUACAGCAGUGAACUUAUCCAUCAGCACCAUGCCAGACCUGAGGGAGGAGGAGGAAAAGGGUGAGUGUUCCCAGAUGUGCUACAAUAUUUUCAUUGUGGAGUCUGUCUGUGUGGCAUGGUUUUCCCUGGAGUUCCUGCUAAGAUUCAUCCAGGCAAAGAGCAAGUUUGCAUUUUUGCGGAGACCAUUAACCCUGAUAGACAUAAUAGCCAUUCUGCCAUACUACAUCACUUUGCUAGUAGACACCACUUCAGUGGGCUAUAAAAAGCCCAGCUCUGGGAGCAUCUACCUGGACAAAGUAGGUCUGGUCCUUCGUAUUCUCCGUGCCUUGAGGAUUCUGUACGUCAUGCGGCUGGCCAGGCACUCCCUGGGGCUGCAGACGCUGGGGCUGACCGCUCGCAGGUGCACCCGGGAGUUUGGUCUCUUGCUGCUCUUCCUCUGCGUGGCCAUCGCACUGUUUGCACCGCUCCUGUAUGUCAUUGAGAACGAGAUGGCGGACUCGCAGGAGUUUACCAGCAUCCCCGCGUGCUACUGGUGGGCUGUCAUCACCAUGACCACGGUAGGCUAUGGAGAUAUGGUUCCCAGGAGCAUUCCCGGCCAAGUGGUGGCACUAAGCAGCAUACUGAGUGGCAUCCUCCUCAUGGCAUUUCCAGUCACCUCCAUCUUCCACACGUUUUCACGCUCCUACAUUGAGCUAAAGCAAGAACAGGAAAGAAUAAUGUACAGGAGAGCACAGUUCUUAUUAAAAACAAAGUCUCAGAUAAGCAAUGCAUCACAAGGGAGUGAUAUUUUAUUCCCCAGUAUCUCUUCUGAGACAAGGGACAACAAAUGAAAUUUAAGUUACUAUUUCUCCUGAUGUCAAGUAAUGUUUUGUUGUAUCAGAUUCCAUCUUUUAAUUUGCUUUGGAAGCAUUUUACAAAAGUAACCCUCAUACUAAAAUUAAGAAAAGAAGCUAUUAACCAAGAACUGAUGUGGUUUAAGAAGUCUAUUAAUGCUGUUUCUUUCCCCUCCAGUAUAAUGUAUAGGACAGAUCUUUCACUGAGAUCAUACAGUUGGAUUUUAGGAAUUAAAAGUUCUCUGACAAAAAAAAAAAAAAGAACAACAUAUAAUUAUGUACUUGACAGGCUGUUUUGUCAUUUGUAAUACACAUUUUUCCAAUCAAAUCACAAUGUAUAUAAUCAUUAAACAGGCUGCUGUUGUUCUUGUUCUUCUUGUAUAUAAAUAAUGUAAAUACAACAAAGUUAAUGGCUAAAUUCUCUCCCAGUAAAACGCCUUAGAGCGUAAUGGAAAUAACCACAGAUGUUUGUCCCAUUGUGCUCUUAAAAAAACAUUAAGUAAGAUUUGUCAUUCACAACAGCAACUGUAUAUUUCUUUGUAAGUCAGCCCUAAAUGUACCAGAAAAGAAGAAUCGAGUCAUUUGUAUUAUAACUUUGCUAAAGAUGUAAAUACUUACAGCUCACCAGUUUCAAAAUUUAAUUGAAGUUACAGUGCUGAUCCUAUGUCAUUGAAUGCAGUAUUCCCAAGAACAAAGCCUUUGAGUUUUGUAGCAUUUAAUAUUAUUAUCAAGAGGUUACUAGCUGCAAUCGAAUGAAAUAUGCAUGAUGAGAUGCCAGUUGUUCUCUACCAUCUGUUUCCAUAUUUUUACUUUACCUCAGAUAUGAAACAGAAUUCAAAGAGGCCUGUUUCCAGGGGACACCCUACCAUUACUUGGCAAAUCAAUGCUGCGGCUACCCAUUCACAUUCAGCAUUUGGUUCUUUAAAAGGAGCAGAAAAUAUAUGGUCGUGGGAAGUUGCCAAUGAUGAAAAAAAGAAAAUAUCAUUUGAGUCAUGGAGUGGGGGGGUACUGACAGCUUUAUAUUUUACUGUCCUCAAACAUGAGGGACUUAAGACUUGAUUAACUCUACCUUUGCCAUCAUUACAGACAUCAUAGUAAUGGAGAAAUUUUUAAAUAUGAUAUGAAAAAGCAAUUAAGGUUCCAAAACACAACUGUGUAUUCUUCAUCUACAUGUGUGUCUUGGUCUAGGUUCCCCUAUUGAAGUCAGUGAGAGUACAUGGGUCAAUGAGACACUCAGGUUUGGCACAGGUUUCUAUGAAAAUUAGUGACAGACUUCCCAUUUAUUUUAGAGUGAGUGAGACUAGCUUGCCUAACAUCUUAGGAGAAAAACUCCAAAACUUUAAAAAAUUAAUUAAAUCCACUUGUUUGAUUUCUUGUGUGCUCAGAUGUAAAGAAAAGCUAAUCUGAAGAGUUUCACCUUUUUUUCCCCUCUUUUUUACUAAAUUUCCUUAUUAACAGUUAAGAGCUAGAGAAUUUUAGAAGUUUUCAUUGCACUCACCAGUGCUUCUCUAUCCUAAUUUUCAAAAUUACUAUUGCUUAUUGGCACUUCUGAAGCAGCUUGCUAGAAAUGCCAGAAUGCAUGAUGGUUUUGUGAUUUAAAUUAAGGCCAAGGACACAAACAUUGUCCUUUCAAAAAAGGUAGAAUUCCUAUGCCAUUUGGCCAAGCCCACAAACCCAAAGGUUUUCCUUUCAAAUGUCUUUAAAAUACAAUUUGAAAUUGUUCUGAUAUUCUUAUACAAUAAUUCUAAAACUUUUCAAAAUUUACUUUACAAAUAAUUAGGGCUCUAGCAUUCUUCGGCCUGUCGUAGGUAAAUAUGCCUAUGGAGCAUUACUGCAGAGUGUUCAAAUAUCCAGUCUUAACUCUUGACAAUUAAUUAUGUGCCAGAGCUACGAAUGUAACCAGCUUUACACUCUUGUUCUUCAGCUUUAAUUAGAGUUGGACAAAAAAGGGAUAUACUUUCCAUCCAAAAUACUCUUAAUUUCAAAACUGUUUGAUCAUCCGUAGCAUUGGCUUCAGCACAAGUGCUAUACAUCCUUCUACCUUUGUGUCAGCAUUUGUUAUAAAAAGAACUGGUAAUUAGAUUAGUCCUGUGAGCAACAGUUGCUCAUCUGAGAAUGCGUUUGACAGGCUGUAAGUGAAUAUAAGGAGAAAUCAAGACUUACCAAAUAAAACCUAAGCUUAUUUCCAUGUUAUGCUAGCUAAUAAAUGCUGAAGGUACAUCAAUUUUCUCGAGGUCUAAACAUUAAAUUAAUGCUCAUUUAUUUCAUGUAUCAUAAAAAAUAAAGAUUUUUUUAUCCCCAAAUUAUAGCUUAAUUCUAAAGUUAUUGUCCAACACAAAAAAAAAAAAAUAAAAAGUAUCACCCUGAAGUUGGGUGUUGAUUGAGCAAACCUGUGAAAGCAUCUUGCCUGUUCAAAGUUCUGCCUAAACCAGGAACAAAUAAGCCAUCCUGGAUGUACCCCUAUGUAAUUUUGUGCUUGGCAACACAUUACUUGUAAGCAUAUCAACAUGUUUUAUUAUGAAUCACUGUAACAAACUUGCUUAUACUUUACAGGAGGUAAUACAUACUGUAGUUCUUAUGCUAAAUAAAUCCAGCUAUAAGUCUUAAGAUCACAACGUUAGUAUGAAACCCACAUGCUGUGUUCCAUCUUUCACUGUGAAGGCUGAGGGUCUAAGAUGAUUAUGCCUCUACAGUAUAUUAUCUGAAUUUUUACUCAAAUUCACGAAAUUUAUGGAUUGAGUCAAAAGCUGACUGUUUCCAGUGACACAGCUGAUGAUAGCUACCAAGUCAGCUGUCACUCUUUUUUGCAUUUUAACAGCAUGUACAGUCAACAAGAAAGUUCCAAUAAAAACACUUUGUGCUUUUAUGAAGUCAAAAGAAUUGUUUGAAUUGCCACUGAAAAAGUGGUGCAUGGCUCCAGUAGAGAUAGGCUUGCAUUGCUAUUUAUAUUAUCUCUGUAUACUGCAGUAAUAUGUACAUAUGCACUCAAACAGCAGUAGCUGUAUUACUUUUGAUUAAUAAAGUGAUAGCCUCUUUUUUCAUUUUCAUGUGCUUCUUAUGGCAUAGAAAGACUGUCACACAUGCUAUAGGCAUGCUUGACAAUCUGGGGUCAAUAUGAGAAGUAAGUGGCAGCUAAGGGAGAGUCUGGGCUAAGAGCAUUGCUAGCUGAAGCAGGCUGCCUGUGACAGAAAGCAUUUACUAGGAAAGAAUGUCAGUAUAGAAAAAACUAGGUACCAAUUCAGCAGCUUCUAUAAGGAAACCUCUUUCCUCCAUGUUGUCCCAAGAAUCAUAAUCACAGUUACUUGGGACAUAACUUUAAAAUUUUUUAACCAUUUAACCAAAGAAUCUAACAGAUUCAGAAAAGAACAGGAAGGAUCUGUGGAGAUUGAGAAAGAGAAAAAUCCCCAAUAAAACCAGAAUUUCCAGGUAAGGUGGUAUAUUAAAUUACUUUCUCUAAAAUCUUUCCAUCCUCCUUCCUCAAAAACAAUAACAAAAGCAACAAAAAUCACUUAGUACAGCAUUGAUAAAUGAAGACAGAGCCACAAGACUUCUCUAAUUACAUCAAAGAGCAUAAUUAGCAAGGUGAGUUGGAAUAAUUUGUAUUACACUAGCAUUCAUUACAGGUCAAGGUCUUAGGGAAAUUUCUCUUUAGGGAAUAUAUAGAACUUGUCUGCAUUUGUCCCUUUAGAUUUUUUCCACUGUAAUUCAGUACUCCAGGUUUCCAUAGUCAAAGGCUUUAGUAGUGUAAUUGAAUAGUCAGAUACUUCAGCAAUGUCCAAUUAAACAAUAAAAAGAAUCAUGCAGAACUGAAUCAUGGAUUUACACAUCAUCAGAUGCAUGUCUGGGAAGGAAAACUGGCAUGCUCUGUACAUUCAUGACUUGUGUGGGUAGAGUUUAACUGGGUAUUCAGGCUGAUGCAAAAGCAAAAAUUUUUGCUGUAGAAGGAUCUCAUUCCUAUUGCUAUAGCUCUCCUCUGUAACCAAACCCAAAGUUUCUUAGGAAUCUCUGUGAACAAAAGCUAUCCACUCAAACAGUCCUUUAUGCUACAGACUAUGGUUCGGAGUAAAAAUUCAUUUUAGGCACUUACCAAAGUGCCUCUGUUUUUUAUUUUUUUAAUAGAAGGAGCCUAGAAUGAACUAGAACCCCAAUUCAGGUGUCACAUUAAAAGGCUAAUGCAAGAAUAGAUGAAUUGGAGUCUUAUUCUUCAACUGCACAGAACCACCAAUAUCUACCAGCACUAACUCUACAUUAUUUGUCCUUUCCACAUCUCGUUCACUGUGUAUGGGGACCAAGGAAUACGAAGCAGCACAAAGAAUCCAGAUCCAGAGAGGUCAGCUUGUUCUUGGUCAGGGUCAGUUUCGAACAGUAAGAAAGCGGCAAAUAUUCUUGGCAGCUCAUGCCUGAUUAUAAAAUAGUUCUGUUCCAUACAAUUACUGAUUUUUUGUUUGCUUAGAUAAGAAAAAGGACUAGUCAGUUAAAACAAGAAGAAAGGAAGAGAUACUGCUCAUAACAAAGCUACAGAAUUUCAUAUCCUUCUCUUGGGUUUGCAACAGGCUGAAAACUGGAUUGGCUAUCCUAAAACUACAUGGAUUUAAUUGACUGUGUUUAAUCAUAAAUUAAACAACAAAGUGACAAAUGUGACUUUGGAUACUGUGACAUCAAUCUGUGCUCAUGUGUCAGUCAGUGACAUUAACCCCUAACCUGACCAGUUGACUCUGGGCCAGCUGUCACAGGGUUUCACCAUUUUCACAUUCAUUACUCACCAUAUUCUUCUCUAACAGCAGUUACUACAAUAGUAUAUGGCCUACUUUUUUCUGUGUUAAAUAGUUCCAUUGGCUUCCUUAUUCAAGAUUUGACAGUGAAUUCAGUAUCUAUCCAAAAGAUGACAUGGGUACCAAAAAUACAAGUGGGGGAGGAGAAGUCCAAGUACACUGCCUUCUGAGAUGGUGGAACUGCGGUAUUCCAUGGGCACAAAGAGUACAGCCUAGAGAAACCAGGCAGAACUGAAGGCAUGAAACUAGAGUUCAUGACAGCAGAUGAAUGUCAACAAAAAUACACUUCAAAAGUUCUACUGCUAACACAGAAAAUGUUUAACACUAGAUGAUUUACCCACUCACUCAUUUACCACUUCCUCAGUGGCAUUUUAGCAAUCCCAUUUCAGCAUUACUAAUGAUCUCAGUGUUCCUAACAUAGCAAUGAUCAUAUAAAAACCAGGAAAGUGAAGAUCAGUUUAGAUUCAAAACUUGUAAUUCACUGAAUCAAUUCAGCUUUGUGCAUGUUCUGUCUUGUCUUGUAACAUUAGAGUGUAAGUCCUUAGGACAGGAUUCCUUGUUUGGUAGCUGUCCAUCACUAUGUAAAAUCAUACACCACAAAUAAAGAUAAAUUUCUACAUCACAAAUAAUGUCAAGGAGCUGUGCUGCCAAACUGAAAAUGGUCAGAGUUUGGCCUACUAAUGAUUAACAAUAAAACUAGACCUCUCUCCCUU